Molecule: messenger RNA, 1396 nt
Organism: Ricinus communis (castor bean)
Lineage: Eukaryota; Viridiplantae; Streptophyta; Magnoliopsida; Malpighiales; Euphorbiaceae
Exons: 2
Coding region: 464-1048 (194 amino acids)
Source: RefSeq, a predicted model, not a curated record
UAAUUGUCAUCAUUUUGCACUUCUAAAAAAAAAAAGAUCUUUUUUAUGUCUCUUUCUGUUUGUUUCUUGGGAAAUAUAAUCAUGGAGAGUCUUUGCAUUAACAUUUUUAUGCUCAUUCUUAUACAUCCAAAAGACAAUGAUACUUGGCGAUAAAAUCGUGUACUUGUUUAUUUCGUUUUCUUGGAUUCCACAUUUUUUUCUUUGUUUUCUUGGAUACCAAACAGGAGAAUGUGGAUUUAUGCGCAGGAAAUUCUACAAAUCCAAUAAGAAAGAUUGUUUCUUUGUAUUAUCCUUGAGAUUUUUCACAAUGCGAAUAUUUCUUUUUGCUCCUGAAUGACAGGAUACAUAGAUCAUAACUUCCUCGGAGUUCUACUAACAAUUACAAUUAUCUAUUGAUUCUAUUUGAAGAAGUGUAGCUUUGUGGACAUUUUUAGAGUUAAAGGGAGAAGGAUAGAGAUUGAGUAUGUUUGAUCAUCUGUAUACAAGAAGUAAAAGCAUUGCUGAUUUGGAAAUUGGUGGGUAUUCUAGUGAAGAUGAUGAGGGUUCGAGUGGCGAAAAAGCUGAUAAAAAGCUUAAUGGGUUUUGGAGGAGUGGGUCUCUGAGUUCCAUUAGAAUGACAAGUGAUGAUUCAUUGAGUUCUAGUGGGAAUGUGGAGAUAUUAGAAAGAGAGGGAGGGGAAAUGGUUAAAAAUAGUACCGAUAAUGGACUGGUGAAGGAGAAAAGGAAGAAGGGCAUGCAUAAACCACCACGACCGCCUAGAGGUCCAUUGUUGGAUGCAGCAGAUAUGAAGUGGCUUAGAGAAAUGUCUGAGCUUGGAAAGUUGAAGCAUGCUAGGUUUCAACGAAUGAAGGCAAUGAAGAAGAGAUCAGAGAGGGCAUCAUCGUCUAGCAAUACUAUUUUCCCAAUGGUCGUUACUGUUGUCUUCUUUUGUGUGCUACUUUUUCAAGGUAUUGCAGUGCUUAAUUCGGAUGCUAGAGAUAAAAUUUUAAGCCUUAAUGUGUGUCUGCUUCUUUGUCAACUCACAGGUUUCUUGGGUUUUCGUGUAUAAAAGCUUUUGGAUGUACUCUUCUUUCCAAUUGCAUUGUUAGCAUUGGUGGAUCUUCCAAGCCUGUAAUGGUAACAGCAUUGAAGGAGUCUUCAUCUUGUUUGCAAGUGAAACAAGUUGGCUUUAGCUCUAGUUAUAUUUGAAUGUCCUGGAUCUGUCCCACUGGAAAAUGUGCAAGAACAAAAUCUUAUUGGCAACUGAAAGUGGCAAAUUUUAUCUUGUACUAGUGAUGCUGGAAAGGAAUGGUUUCUCCGAGUGCAUUUAUGUGUAAAUUUUUCUGAAUACUGUUGAACUAUGUGUUGUUUGUAACUAUCUAAUUUAUGUUAACAGUUCCUUUUCAUUUUUGAAUUC